AUGGCCAAGAACAACCAUAUGCCUGCCGGUGGUAACAGUACCACUGGGGAUGCUCGCCUUAAAGAAGAGGUUCUGACCCCAAUCACUUCAGCCUCGACUCCUCAUAGAAUCUUUAGCGUGGACGAUGAUCCAAAAGAGAUUCAAAAUGACAUCAGGUAUCUUGAAGGUUUACAUGAAGGUUUGAAAUUUGCACUUCAUGCUAACAAAUCUAAACGAUCCGUUAGCUCGCAAUCACCUAUCGUACAUAGUGGCAAUAACACGUCACACCAUCACGAGCAUCAACAGCACUUGCCGCCCACACUGGAGUCCCUAUCCUCCAAGUCGCACUCUGUGCCGGAAUUGAAUACAGUUGCACCUGUGUCUCCUAAACGAAUGCAUUCAUCUAUCCGGGAGUUGCCCCAUGAUGGCAACGACGAUAGGGAUGAGAAUGAGGAUAGUCGGUUCAUUAUUCACGACUCGCAUGGUCAUGAUUUGUUAAUAGACGAAAUCAAUUGUCAAUCGCCUUCACACUUGGAAAGUAAUGACCAAGCUUCGAAUGCUUCUUCUACAGAGUCAUUUACGUUACGAGAAAGACAGGAUGCCAUCAAUGAGACCCAUCCUUUCGGUAUUAGAAUAUGGAAACCUGCUCUGUAUAAGAAGCACCGGUCCGUUCAAAGAACUGCAGCUCAAGACAUCCAUGAGACACAGUUGAAAACCAUCACAUGGGAGGUGAAUUGUUCCAAUGUGCUAUGGUCUCUUUUGUUUGGUUUGCCCAUUGCGAUACUUUUCUACUCGGCGGCUAUUUUGGUAUUUAUAUUGGGCGGCGGAGGAUUGAUGACGAACUCUGCCAAGGACUACUCCAAGUGUCUUUACAAGCUUGCUAACUACUUCCUUUGGCCCUUCGGCAAGAUGGUGUACUUGCUGCAGGACGAGCAGUAUUUGCAAGAAGACAAAGAUGAAGGUAUUAGUAUGCAGCAGUUCUACAAUUGGGUGACUUCAUACUCCAAUAGACUGGUGUUCCAUCAGUCGCAAGCCAAACUACAGCAAAGAGAGGAACAGCCCGCUACAACGACGGAAUCAUCUUCGUUAAUGCCGCCCGUCAACACAACGGAAACACCGCUUAAUUCGAAUCAUCCAUCAUAUAAUUCUAUCAGACACGAAAUCCCACAUACAGCAACUCAAAGGAGGUAUUUUGGUAGAGGUAAAUGGAGUUGGGGCCGUGUGCUUUUCUAUACAAUUUUCCAUCUCGCCUUGCAGCCGAUUCUUGCCCUCUUAUCCCUUUGUCUAUGGCUUCUGGUGUUUACUAUUCCCAUGAGUAAUGUGCUUUGGCAAAUCAUGUACCAUUGUAGAAGACACCCAUUAGCGUUAGGGUUCAAAAAUAUAGAGAACUCGUCCCAAUCUCAUGAAAAUGCGAUAAUCCAGCAGCAAUUGAACAAAAAUAUUCUCUUAUGUACGUUCCGUGCUGCUGGUUGGCAUUAUUACAAGUACACAGUUGACGGGACAAACGUUAUUGUUGUCAAUUUAAUCACCAUUGUGUUUUUCACGAUUUUCGACUUUUAUGUUUUGAAGAAUUUACUUAGUUGGAAAACGUGGUUCACAGACGAAUCUUCAAUAUUCAUUCUUUGUUUAACCUCUACCAUCCCAUUAGCAUUCUACAUUGGCCAAGCAGUCGCUUCGAUAUCCGCUCAAACUUCCAUGGGUGUUGGUGCUGUCAUUAAUGCAUUUUUCUCGACCAUCGUAGAAAUUUUCCUGUAUUGCGUAGCAUUGCAGCAAAAGAAGGGUCUCUUAGUGGAAGGAUCCAUGAUUGGUUCGAUUUUGGGUGCCGUGCUUUUAUUACCAGGACUGUCCAUGUGUGGCGGUGCUCUGAAUAGGAAAACUCAAAGAUACAACCCAGCAAGCGCAGGUGUCUCUUCCGCAUUGUUAAUUUUUUCUAUGAUUGUGAUGUUUGUUCCCACUGUUUUAUACGAAAUAUAUGGGGGGUAUUUAGUGAACUGUGCAGAUGGUGCUAACGAUCGUGAUUGUACCUUUUCACAUCCUCCCCUAAAGUUCAACCGUCUAUUUACCCAUGUCAUUCAGCCAAUGUCCAUAUCCUGUGCCAUUGUUCUUUUCUGCGCUUAUAUCAUUGGGUUGUGGUUUACUCUUAGAACACAUGCAAAGAUGAUCUGGCAAUUGCCAAUUACAGACCCAACUUCAACUGCGCCUGAACAACAGGAACAGGGUUCACACGACGCACCCAAUUGGUCAAGAAGCAAAUCUACUUGUAUUUUACUCAUGUCCACGCUUUUGUACGCAAUAAUCGCAGAGAUUCUCGUGUCUUGUGUCGACGCUGUCCUAGAGGAUAUCCCCUCAUUGAAUCCGAAAUUUCUUGGCCUUACCAUUUUUGCUCUAGUUCCCAAUACCACAGAAUUCUUGAACGCUAUUUCGUUUGCCAUACAUGGUAACGUGGCACUAUCGAUGGAAAUCGGUAGCGCUUAUGCCUUACAAGUUUGUCUUUUACAAAUUCCGGCCUUGGUCAUUUAUUCCAUCUUCUACACAUGGAACGUUAAAAAGUCUAUGAUCAACAUCAGAACACAAAUGUUCCCAUUAGUCUUUCCUCGUUGGGAUAUUUUUGGUGCCAUGACGAGUGUUUUCAUGUUCACCUAUUUGUAUGCUGAAGGGAAAAGUAAUUAUUUCAAGGGUUCCAUGUUGAUAUUACUAUACAUUAUUAUAGUUGUGGGAUUUUACUUCCAGGGUGCUCUCUCAGAGUAG
Messenger RNA from Saccharomyces mikatae IFO 1815, 2727 nucleotides. RefSeq names its product calcium/hydrogen antiporter (gene VNX1). Bases 1 to 2727 code for a protein of 908 amino acids. Gene Ontology annotation, biological process: calcium ion transmembrane transport; intracellular calcium ion homeostasis. NCBI's taxonomy places the organism in Eukaryota, Fungi, Ascomycota, Saccharomycetes, Saccharomycetales, Saccharomycetaceae. The record is from RefSeq and is a predicted model, not a curated record. Gene Ontology annotation, cellular component: membrane; endomembrane system. The transcript has a single exon. Gene Ontology annotation, molecular function: calcium:proton antiporter activity.